Mustela erminea (ermine) is the source of this 667-nucleotide messenger RNA. RefSeq names its product thiosulfate sulfurtransferase like domain containing 3 (gene TSTD3). The record is from RefSeq and is a predicted model, not a curated record. The transcript has 4 exons. Lineage: Eukaryota; Metazoa; Chordata; Mammalia; Carnivora; Mustelidae. Gene Ontology annotation, cellular component: mitochondrion. Bases 60 to 539 code for a protein of 159 amino acids. Gene Ontology annotation, molecular function: thiosulfate-cyanide sulfurtransferase activity.
AAGAAGAAGGAGGAGGAGCCAGAGGAGGAAGUCUGGGGCCCGGUGGGCGCAAGCGGGCCAUGGUGCUGCCGCUGCCGCUGUUCCGGAGCGCGCGCCGGCCGAUACUGGCGUCCGCGGAGGCUGCUCUCUGGGGUUUGAAGUCAAUAAAGGGAAGCUGCUAUAACUUUUGUACAGCUAUUUUUAAAGAUGUCACUUAUAAGGAACUUAAAAACCUCUUGAAUUCCAAAAAAAUUAUGUUAAUUGAUGUUAGAGAGCCAUGGGAAAUUGUCGAGUAUGGGAAAAUUCCCGGGUCCGUCAACAUUCCACUGGGUGAGGUAGGUAAAGCUCUACAGAUGAACCCAAAAGACUUCAAAGAGAAGUACAACGAAGUAAAACCAUCCAAAUCAGACAGUCUGGUGUUUUCUUGUUUAGCCGGAGUGAGAAGCAAGAAGGCUUUGGACACGGCAGUAUCUCUGGGCUUUAACAGUGCUCAACACUAUGCUGGAGGAUGGAAGGAAUGGGCAACCUAUGAAUUUUCAGAGAAGAAACACGGAAAUUGAUUUUUGGAAUACAAGUUGGCACUUUUUGGGCACCUGGGUGGCUCAAUGGGUUAAGCCUUUGCCUUCGGCUCAGGUCAUGAUCUCAGGGUCCCACAUCGGGCUCUCUACUCAGCAAGGAGCCUGCUUUC